UGAUGAGGUCACUUUCUUCUCUCAAACAAGACACACAAGUGAAAGAAAAAAUCAAAACCUAUCUUCUUUUUCCUAUUACUAAAAACCUCUUCUUCUUUUUUUUUUUAAUAAGGAGUAAUUUAAUUAUUACUAUAACCUGCGUAGUAGACCCAUCUAGUUCCAUUCAUGGAUCCCAAACAGCCUAACAGCAACAAUAUUAAGCCUGCUCAUGAACAGAUAAAAGACUUGCAGAUUUUGAAAGAUGAUGAAACCAAGAAACAGGUGGUUGCUCCUAAAAGAAAAGACAGGCAUACCAAAGUUGAAGGGAGAGGGAGGAGAAUACGUAUGCCUGCUCUCUGUGCUGCAAGAAUUUUCCAACUUACACGCGAAUUGGGUCAUAAAUCUGAUGGAGAGACAAUUCAGUGGCUGCUGCAGCAAGCCGAGCCUUCAAUUAUUGCUGCUACUGGCACAGGGACAAUUCCUGCCUUGGCUUUAGCUGCAGCAGCCGCUGGGACUUCUGUUUCUCAACAAGGGAUCUCUGUAUCAGCUGGUUUAAUGGAUGAAUCGACUAGCAGUAGAAGCAGUAAUAGUAGGACCAGUUGGCCAAUGAUCUGUGGGAAUUUUGGAAGACCCCAUUUGUCCACAGCAGGAAUAUGGCCCCCACCUGCCCCUGUUGUCACUAGUUUUGGGUUUCAGUCUUCAUCUGCUCCAUCAAGCAACAGUUUGGGUUGUGAAAGUUCAAAUUACUACCUACAGAAAAUUGGGUUUCCUGGAUUUGAUCUGCCUGCAGCUACAAAUAUGAAUCCAAUGAGUUUUACUUCAAUUCUUGGUGCAAGUAAUCAGCAAUUGCCAGGAUUGGAGCUUGGAUUAUCUCAAGAGGGUCAUUUAGGGGUUUUGAAUCAGAUAUACCAGCAGGCAAGAAUGCAACAUCCGCAGCAGCAACAACAAGAUCAGCAUCAGCAUCAACAAAAAUCUCCAGCGGAUGAUUCUCAAGGAUCAGGACAUUAAAACAACUUUCAGAUAAAAGACCUGAGUUAGGUUUUUUUGGUGAAUGAUUUUUCAUUUGUUAGGAGGUGUAUUGAUUAUAAGUUAAAAGCCAUCCAUCUUUUUGUCAUUCAUUUACCCUUUAUAUAUGAGUGGUGUGCUUAUAUCUUUUUUUUUGAAAUACACAAGCAAUUUUCACUUAUAUUAUACUAUAUGAGGCUUCGGAUUGAUUCGCGUCUUUGUAUUCGUACAAGGGGAUUUCUGAAAUCAAUUCCAAUUUCAACA
This is a messenger RNA of Solanum dulcamara, 1248 nucleotides long. RefSeq names its product transcription factor TCP20-like. The record is from RefSeq and is a predicted model, not a curated record. NCBI's taxonomy places the organism in Eukaryota, Viridiplantae, Streptophyta, Magnoliopsida, Solanales, Solanaceae. Gene Ontology annotation, molecular function: DNA-binding transcription factor activity; sequence-specific DNA binding. Gene Ontology annotation, cellular component: nucleus. The coding region runs from base 166 to 987 and encodes 273 amino acids. The transcript has a single exon.